AUGUCGAAUAGCGCAUUCCCCCACGAAUCCCGGAAUGGCAAUCUCGCCGCCCCAAGAGACUCGCUAGAACUCGCCUCACUCGCCUCCUCCUCCCCCGUCUCCGUUGGAGGUUCCUCACGCUCCUCAUCCCCCGACGGAAUCUCCUCCUCGCGCAAGCUCUCCCUCGAAGAUGAAGAUCCCCUCGCCGGCGAAGAAGGGGACGUCUACCUAGAAACAGGCCGUCAACGCACUCUCCGCUCAUACUCGAUCUCCUCCGCCUUCGACUUUGGCCGGAACCUGUUCCCAUUGUCGCAAACGCAGACCGGAUAUGCUCCGCUAGGAACGCCGUCAGCGCUGGGCAGGCAAGGAACCGAUGGCUCGUUGGAACGGAAUAAGACGUUGACGUACUUGAAUGGAUUGUCGCUGAUCGUGGGGUUGAUUAUUGGAUCCGGUAUCUUUUCGUCGCCGAGCCAGGUCAAUGCGAACGCGGGGUCACCAGGUGCGGCGCUCAUCGUUUGGGCGGUGGCGGGCUUGUUGGCGUGGACGGGCGCUGCGAGCUAUGCGGAGCUGGGAGGUGCUAUUCCUCUGAAUGGAGGUGCGCAGGUUUAUCUUUCCAAGAUCUUUGGAGAGCUACCGGGUUUCCUCUUCACGUGGUGUGCGGUGCUAGUCUUGAAACCGGGUUCUGCGGCGAUUAUCUCGAUUAUCUUUGGCGAGUAUAUCGUGCGUGCAUUUGUCGGGGCCGAUGUGGAACAGGUCAAUCCCUGGAUCAACAAGGGUGUUGCACUGGGAGGUCUGUUGGCAGUUACUCUGUUUAACUGCAUCUCCACUAAGAUCGCUACUCGGAUUGGUGAUCUAUUCAUGUUUUUCAAGUUUGUCGCCCUGCUUGGUGUUACUAUUACCGGUAUCGUGGUUGCCGUGACUGGCCUUUCGUCCAAGGGGAGUGCCAGUCAGGAAUGGAAAACCCACGGCUGGUUCGAGGGUACGAAUACUGAGAUAUCGGAUUUCGCCGUGGCGUUGUACGCAGGGCUCUGGGCCUUUGAUGGUUGGGACAACGUAAGCAGAGAUCCGAAUACCGGGAAUAUUUCUCGAAAUGUUCAUGCUAAUGCUUCUCAGACAAACUAUGUCACUGGCGAAUUCAAGAAUCCCAAUCGGGAUCUACCACGAGUGAUUCAUACGGCCAUGCCGCUGGUCAUUCUGUGUUAUCUGAUGGCCAACGUCUCCUACUUCCUGGUCCUCCCCCACGAAACAAUCGAAGCAAGCAACACCAUUGCCGUCCAAUUUGGUGGCAAAGUAUUUGGCCCCGUAGGCGCUCUGAUUCUCGCCCUCGUCGUGGGAGCCAGCUGCUUCGGAGCUUUGAACGCAACCACCUUCACCAGUGGCCGCCUCGUCUACGCCUCCGCCAAAGAAGGCUACCUCCCAUCACUCUUCGGCCGCAUCGGUCUGGGCAACUCUUCAUCCCCCGCUCCCCCAGCCGCAAGCCGUCUUCGCCGCCGGUCAUGGGCAAGCAGAUCCCUCUCACGAGUCUUCGGCGACGAAUCCCGCCUCGGAUUCACCCCCAUCAACGCCAUUGUAUUCAACGCCGCCCUGACAACGGUCUACAUCGCUGUAGGCGAGUUCAGCACGCUAGUAACCUUCUACGGCGUCGCAGGCUACACAUUCUACUUCGUCACCGUGCUAGGCCUAAUCGUCCUACGCAUUCGCGAACCACACCUCGAACGACCCUACCGCACGUGGAUCACCACGCCGAUUAUUUUCUGCUGCGUUAGUCUCUUCCUUCUCAGCCGCGCGGUGAUCGCCGAACCCCUUCAGACCCUCAUCGUGGUGGGCUUUAUCAUCACGGGUAUCCCGGUGUACUACUGGCGUAUCUACCAGCGUGAUGGGUCUACGGGUAUCUCAGGCUGGAAGUCUUGGAAGUGGCGCUCGCGUUAG
Molecule: messenger RNA, 1908 nt
Organism: Penicillium cataractarum
Lineage: Eukaryota; Fungi; Ascomycota; Eurotiomycetes; Eurotiales; Aspergillaceae
Product: putative amino acid transporter
Exons: 1
Coding region: 1-1908 (635 amino acids)
Biological process (GO): amino acid transmembrane transport
Cellular component (GO): membrane
Molecular function (GO): L-amino acid transmembrane transporter activity
Source: RefSeq, a predicted model, not a curated record